Molecule: messenger RNA, 1149 nt
Organism: Sordaria macrospora k-hell
Lineage: Eukaryota; Fungi; Ascomycota; Sordariomycetes; Sordariales; Sordariaceae
Biological process (GO): ergosterol biosynthetic process
Cellular component (GO): endoplasmic reticulum
Molecular function (GO): sterol 24-C-methyltransferase activity
Source: RefSeq, a predicted model, not a curated record
AUGCCUUCCGCACCACAAGUCGUUGCCCUCGAGAAGGAGGACCACCAGCGCGAUGCUGAGUUCAAGAAGGUCAUGCACGGCGACUCUGCCAAGGCCGCUGGUGGUGUCGCUGCUCUGCUGAAGAAGAACACCGAGGCUCAGCAGAUCGCCGUUGACGAGUACUUCAAGCACUUCGACAACAAGACUGCCGAGGGCGAGACCCAGGCUGAUCGCGAGGCCCGUACCAAGGAGUACGCGACCUUGACCAGGCACUACUACAACCUCGCGACCGAUAUCUACGAGUAUGGCUGGGGCCAGUGCUUCCAUUUCUGCCGCUUCUCCCCCGGCGAGCCCUUUUACCAGGCUAUUGCCCGCCACGAGCACUACCUCGCUUCCCAGAUCGGCAUCAAGAAGGGCAUGAAGGUUCUCGAUGUUGGUUGCGGUGUUGGUGGCCCUGCGCGCGAAAUCGCCAAGUUCACUGACGCCCACAUCACCGGCCUCAACAACAACGACUACCAGAUCGACCGCGCCACCCACUACGCUGUUCGCGACGGCCUCUCUGGUCAGCUCAAGUUCGUCAAGGGCGACUUCAUGCAGAUGUCCUUCCCCGACAACUCGUUCGAUGCCGUCUACGCCAUCGAGGCCACAGUCCACGCUCCCAAGCUCGAGGGUGUUUACGGCGAGAUUUACCGUGUCCUUAAGCCCGGUGGUGUCUUUGGUGUCUACGAGUGGCUCAUGACCGACAACUACGAUAACGACAACGUUGAGCACCGUGACAUCCGUCUCGCCAUCGAGGUCGGCAACGGUAUCUCCAACAUGGUGCCCAUCAGCGAGGGUCUUGCCGCCAUGAAGAACGUUGGUUUCGAGCUCCUCCACCACGAGGAUCUUGCUGACCGCAACGAUCCCAUGCCCUGGUACUGGCCGAUUGCUGGUGAGCUCGGCUACAUGCAGAGCUACCUCGACUUCUUCACCGUCGUCCGCAUGACCCACACUGCCCGUCGCAUCCUCCACGGUUUUGCCGGUGUCCUCGAGACCGUCGGCCUUGCUCCCAAGGGUACCAAGAAGACCGCCGAUGCGCUCGCCCGUGGUGCUGAUGGUCUCGUCGCCGGCGCCAAGAAGAACCUCUUCACCCCCAUGUACCUCAUGGUUGGCAAGAAGCCCCUCAACUAA